Enterobius vermicularis (human pinworm) is the source of this 1506-nucleotide messenger RNA. The record is from the annotation of a GenBank genome assembly. Lineage: Eukaryota; Metazoa; Nematoda; Chromadorea; Rhabditida; Oxyuridae.
AUGGAAAAUUGGCGACAAUUUUGCGUGCAGUAUGCAAAAUCGGUGGCACUUAAAUUUGCCGAGAACUGGCGACAGUUUUGUUCAAAGAAUAUUAAUAAUGUGUCUGCUGACGUCAUUGUCAAACAAUUUACUGAAACACUUAGCGAGGAACUCAACCAGCAUCUUACUCUAUCAUCAAGUGCUCCAGUUUGUUGCGAACUUAUCGACAAUGAUUCCGCGGAACAACCAUGCACGUCACUUCAAAGCUCAAGCAAAAGACCAGCUAGUAUCGCUGAUAUGAGUUUUCUAGUCCGGUCGUGCAAAGAGUUUUCAUCUUUGCGCAAAAAUUUUGAAUUAGCUACACACAAUCGGACUUCUUCACGACCAUCAUCAACGCGGCUUUCCUGGCUACGGUCGAAAUUUUCUUCUAAAAGAAACGUUGAAGUAAUCAAAGAAGCUCAAUUAAGGUUCAUUAGCGGGUUGGAGUUGGAAACGAAGGAGUGGCGCAAAUGCCGUACGUGUCUUGUGAAAACUGCUGGUGGAUCUCUGCUUGAAUUUUAUUCCCCUCCAAAGAGCACUCGAGCUAAAACGGGUAUCUUUUGCUUUCUUAUCAUGGAAAUUCGUGAAGCAACGCGACUGGAAUUUGAAGACGCGUCAGAAACAAUAUUCGUGAUCCGUGCUUUCAAUGGUGUUGAAUAUGCUGUGGAAACUAGGAGCCGUGAUGAUUGUGAACAGUGGAUCAAUGCAAUAAAGGAAAGCAUUCCUGGUAUUGAGUGGAACAGCUCAAACAGAAUGAUACGUCAACCUUCAGCUCCUCCAAUUGGUAUGCGAUUUCAUGGAAAGCGACCGUUUUUGACAUCACGGUCGCUAAGCAAUGUCCCAGCAAUGGUGAAUACAGUACUCACGGAUGGCCCAACUACUACUGUUGCAAGUUUGCAUAUUCAGCGACUGAGCAUGUUCCCAUGGUUUCAUUUACAUUUAUCCCGAACCGCCUCUGAACGGCUUCUGUUAUAUAAUGGAGUGGACGGUCAUGGCUUAUUUUUGGUAAGGCAAAGUGAAACUAGGCCGGGUGACUUUGUGCUUUCAUUCAACUGCGGUGGGAAGGCUAACCACGUUCGUAUUAAUAUGCUCCCAAGUGGCGACUGUCGUGCCCAUCAACUUCGCUUCCGAUCAGUAGUGGAACUUCUUGAACACUUCCGUAAUAAUCCUAUCCCGCUUGAAAGUCUUUCAAAUCCUCCGAUGUUUCUUCGCGAGUAUAUUAUUUGUACGUUACUUUACUUUUUAAGUAAGUUCAUUAGGACGGCUGAAAAUAGAUUAAUAAUACAGGCUUCAUCUAGUAGUUGUUGGCGCCGCCGUUCACUGUUACUAUCAGAUGACCAAGUUGAUAUCCGUGACUUCCUAACUUAUUCCGGACCGGUAUCUAUGGACAUAACAGAUCUUGAGAAACUGGUCAUAAAGGAGUUGACAGCGCGCCGUCAACGCGCCUCCUUCCGGACUUUAAGUGUUAAUAGGUACAAAUUUGUUUGA